AUGGCGCGCCUCAACGCUUUCCCUGCGAUGCACGUCCAGAAUCACGCUCUUAGAGAAGUCCCGUCCAGUCUGAAGGAAGAAUUGGCCAAGCUCGCUUCACAACAUAUGCCUUCCGGGGUUCUACUUCACUGGUAUCAGCUGGUCAAGGGACAAGGCAACCCGCCACAUUGGCUCCGCAAUCAGGUCGACUCCAGGGAACAUGAUGGCUCAGCUAUAGAGACCACAAAGCCAGCACAUGUCACUAAGUCGCUGGGGCCUCACAUUCCCAUGGGCAUCGACGAAGAAAUGAGGGCUGGAGCAGCGCAGACCGAGCCCCUAUACCCAUGCCCAUGGUGCACCAUAGUUCUGAAGCUACCAAAAGACUUCAUCCGUCACGUCAAGCAGAAGUGCUCCGCCACGGAAGUCUUCCACUGCCCAGAUUGCGCAAAGACCUUCACAAGAAAGCAACGCUUUGCCAAGCAUCACAACAACGUGCACUCUCUGAGAUGCUGUACUGGACCUUGCAAACAUAUCAAGAGAGCUACUGUCACUCUACCACAAGAGCGAACGCUUGGAUGUGGCUUCUGCAAGCAACUAUUCCACUCCGAUCUACAUGGCUACGUCCGUCACCCUAUCUGGCACUAUCGCGAAGGGUUGACUCUUGAUUGUUGGCAGUCAGGGCCCUUCGUACCAGUACAUUCGGAGAAUAUGGGACCUCCACAAAUCAAGCUUGACGCUGAGAAUGAUCUCCAGCCAUCGAGCGACUUCACGGCCCUGCGAUCUGGCUUUGGACUGACGUGCAACUUCGAUUGGUUCGAAAGCGACUUGGCCGCCAGCAGAAGUCCUACGAUCUACGACAACGACUACCCCCGUAUGGCGCCUGCGGAGGAGAAUGCGGACAAACCAUACUGGCAACUGGACGUUGCUCUGCCAAGUCUCGCUCCAGGCCAACAGCGCAGUGAAACCGGCCAAAGCAGCUCAACAACCCCAACGACUGCUUUCUUCCACGGCAUGGGUCACCACAUCAACGAACACUCCAACAUCGCUACGAGGAACACUUACAUGCUGUCCACGCAGCCAUCCUCAUCUUGGCCUCGAAAACAUCCUUUUGAUGAUGAGGCAUGUGCCGAGCUCAUCGCAGAGUGUGAACACAGCAACAUUUUCGACAGAGACGAAUACGUCCUACCGUGCUUGGAUGCGAUCAUGUCGCUGCCGGAGAGUAAAGACCAUAGGAGGACGCUUUCGAAGCGGAUCCUUGAUGCUCUCCAAAGCUUACCUGUAUUGGGGUCUGAACAGAUCACGACCGAACGCCGCUAUUUAUGA
Messenger RNA from Fulvia fulva, 1302 nucleotides. RefSeq lists its product as uncharacterized. The transcript has a single exon. The record is from RefSeq and is a predicted model, not a curated record. Lineage: Eukaryota; Fungi; Ascomycota; Dothideomycetes; Mycosphaerellales; Mycosphaerellaceae. The coding region runs from base 1 to 1302 and encodes 433 amino acids.